Molecule: messenger RNA, 910 nt
Organism: Cuscuta europaea
Lineage: Eukaryota; Viridiplantae; Streptophyta; Magnoliopsida; Solanales; Convolvulaceae
Source: the annotation of a GenBank genome assembly
UUACUCUGCAAGAAACCGUUGAAUUCCAACAAUGGCAGCCAUGUCAAUAAUGACCACCAGCAGGAACGCCAUUUUUAACUUCUCCAAAUCCCUUUCUCGAACCCCUUCUUCUCUCUAUCGCAGACCCAAAGUCUCCAGAGUUUGCUUCUCCUCUGCCUCCACUCCCGAGGUACGUAUCAAUUCACUUUUAUAUGUCAUGACGCAGUGUGGAUUUAUAAUGAUGAAGUAAUUACUACUAAUUGACGCAGGGAUUGCACGCAUCGGGGGAUUACGGAAGGAGAGAAGGCAACAGGACCGUGGGAGAUGCGGCGGCAAACAUUGCCAACCGGACGAAGGAGAACACGAGAGAAGCGGCGGACAGAACGAAGGAGAAAACCCAAGAAAUGGCGGGGAAGGCUAAAGGAAAAGCAGAGGACUUGAAGGAGAGAACAGAGGACAGGGCAGGGGAGGCCAAGGAGAGGGCCAAAGAAGGGGCGGGAAGGAUGGCGGACAAGGCCAAAGAGUAUGCCCACGAGACGAAGGAGACCACCAAGGAGGCGGCAGGUGCCACGGCGGAGAUGACCAAGGGAGGGGCCAACAAGGCGGCAGAUGCUGCCAAGGGCGUCGGUCAGAAGGCUAAGGAGACGGUGGAGGGUGCUCUGGGGGCGGUCAAGGAGACUGGUCAGAAAAUAAAGGAAACUGUGGUGGGGAAAGCCGAGGACGGCGACGAUGGAGAGAAGAGGAUUGACGAGCUGAGGAGACGUGCAGCCGGUGAUAGGAAAGUGUGAAGGCCGACGAUGGAUUUUAAUUAAUUAGAGCCUGCAGGAAGCAAAUAUGUAUAAUAAUAAAUGCGAAACGUAGAUACCUGUAUUGCUUCUUUAUAUACUCCGUUUAUGUGUGUUUUAUUCUCCUCCACCAUCACUAGUAUAUA